This is a messenger RNA of Ilyonectria robusta, 597 nucleotides long. Its product is annotated as ribosomal biogenesis regulatory protein. Lineage: Eukaryota; Fungi; Ascomycota; Sordariomycetes; Hypocreales; Nectriaceae. Gene Ontology annotation, biological process: endonucleolytic cleavage in ITS1 to separate SSU-rRNA from 5.8S rRNA and LSU-rRNA from tricistronic rRNA transcript (SSU-rRNA, 5.8S rRNA, LSU-rRNA); ribosome biogenesis; ribosomal large subunit biogenesis. Gene Ontology annotation, molecular function: protein binding. The record is from RefSeq and is a predicted model, not a curated record. The coding region runs from base 1 to 597 and encodes 198 amino acids. Gene Ontology annotation, cellular component: nucleolus; nucleus; preribosome, large subunit precursor. The transcript has a single exon.
AUGGCGCUCCCAAUCUCAAAACCGAAGCUGCCCGUCGCAGUCGAGAAGCCGACGCCCUACACCUUCGAUCUCGGCCACCUCAUGGCCGAGGACCCCAACCCUGUCGAGCUGGACCACGCAGCGCUUGAACAGUCCCUCGCCGAGCUCGCCCGCGACGGCGCCCAGUCCCUCAUCAACCAGCUCCUCACCACCUGCCCACUCACCUCCACCACCGACGGCGUCCUCCUCUCGCUGCCCCAGCCCAGCACCCGCCUCCCCCGCGAGAAGCCUGUGCCCCAGCCCAAACCCCCGACCAAGUGGGAGCGCUUUGCCGCCAAGAAGGGCAUCAAGGCCAAGACGCGCGAGCAGCGCAAGAACCUCGUCUACGAUGAGGAGAGCGGCGAGUGGAAGCGCAAGUGGGGCUACCAGGCCAUGAACAAGAAGGGCGAGAACGACUGGGUCGUCGAGGUUGACAUGGAGGCCGAGAGGAAGCGCAAGGAAGGCACCACCAUCAGGGGAGACGGUCGAAGGGAGCGCAAAGAGAGAGUCAAGCGCAACGAGCGCAAGAUGAGGAAGAAUGAGAGAAUCGCCGUCGCCAAGACCGGUAAGAAGGCUUAA